AGAGGAGGCCAUAAACGAUUAGCCCUUGCUUUCAGACACAUUUCUUCUUUUGUUUCCUUUUUUUUUUCCUUUCAAUUUUCUUCUAUUCCAUUCAUAGAAUUGCAUGAUUGGGACUUUCACUGCAAAUAAAUGCGAUUUAGUUGAAAAAAUACGUCAAAAGCUUCCUCAUUUUUUCUAAUAAGCUCUUACACACAGGCGGAAGAGAGAGAAAAGGGGUGAAUCUAAAGUCUAAACAGCCAUACGACCCAUUUACACCCAUAGAAUCACAGUCGGGUUUCAUUCAUCUUCAAUAACCAAUCACAAUCACAGCUUCGAGAUACUGAAACCUCUACUCGGCUUCUUUCUGUUCGUAUUGCGUCCUUGUUUUCAACGAAAGAGAUGAUUUCUCGAAAACUUCGAUGACGGCUCUAGCAAUUCCAAGCCGUUGACUUGAACUCUGGAUUUUGAAGAAAGCAGGGAACUUGGUGUUGUAGCGAAUGCUUGAAAUGGUUGCACAACGAAGAAAUCUGCAGAGUGGGUCGGCGGUUGGUUUGGAGAAGUGGAGAAGAUGUGGCAAUAAUUAGAGGAAAGGGGUGGAUUUUAGAAGGAUUACUGAGGUGGGUUCUUAUUGUUUAUUGAUUCUGACUCGGAUUAAAUAGGAUACCGGAAGCAGUGGAAUAAGGAGGCUUUUGCUCUGUGGAAAAGGAGGUACUUUUCAUUAGAUUGGUUAGCCCGGGAAACCGACUACUGAUGGUGGGAAGGGAAGGGAGGGUUUUAAGCUAUUAAUCGAGUUUUUGCGAUCUUAGCUGCUGAUUGUGUGUUAGAAUUUUGUCAGUUGGUUUGAUACUUGGGAGAAACUUUAGGUCGCAGAUUGCUUCGAAACUCCGAAUUGUUCUUUAUUCUAUUUUGUUGGUGCUAUCCAAUAAUAGGAAUUUGCAGUUCGUAUCAAGGAAUUGUUCUUUAAAUACUGAGAAUGGAUGAGUUGUGCUGAAUGUUGGUAUCAAGGAGAGUUGUAGGGAUGAAUUCUGCAAUGGAUGAUAUCAACUUGCUACAGCAGAGACACCACUUGGUGGUCAGGGAAAUAGGAGAGGAGAUUGAUCUGGAGAUUGGGCCUGGCGACGACGAUCCCUCAUUUGCUAAUACGCCUCUCAUGGGUGUUCCACCACGAGAACCUUCUGCUGAAGAGCAGGAAGAGCAUAAACAGCUCCUCAUGGCUGCGCAAAACCAGAAUGAAGAGCAAGAGGUUCCAAAGACACAACCAACGAAAAAGAAGAAGAAGGUGGUCAAGAGAUGGAGGGAGGAAUGGGCUGACACCUACAAAUGGGCUUAUGUUGAUGUCAAAGAGGGCACUGCAAGAAUAUUCUGUUCUGUUUGCAGGGAAUAUGGGAGGAAGCACAGAAGGAACCCAUAUGGGAAUGAAGGCAGUCGGAAUAUGCAGAUGAGUGCACUGGAAGAGCACAACAACAGCCUGCUUCAUAAAGAGGCUCUCCGGCUCCAGAUGGCCUCCAAGGACAAGAUUAUAACCAUUGCUGACAAACCCAUAUAUGUAAAAGCUCUUAUGUCUAAAACUGCUGGAUCAAUUGUUGAAGCUGUACUAAGAAGGGAUCCUCAUGAGGUUGAGUUCAUACAGUCAGUACAAGAAGCUGUUCAUUCUUUAGAACGAGUAAUAGCAAAGAAUACUCAUUAUAUCCAUAUUCUGGAGCGAUUGUUAGAACCUGAGCGUAUGAUUGUAUUUCGAGUGCCAUGGGUUGAUGAUAGGGGAGAGACACAUGUAAAUCGAGGAUUCCGUGUACAAUUCAGCCAAGUCUUGGGUCCUUGCAGGGGUGGUUUGCGUUAUCAUCCAUCCAUGAACUUGAGUACUGCCAAAUUUCUUGGGUUUGAACAGACCUUAUAUUUUCACAUUUCUCCACAGACUUUAAAGAAUGCUUUGUCGCCAUACAAGCUUGGAGGGGCUGGUGGAGGAAGUGAUUUUGACCCAAAGGGGAAAAGUGAAAAUGAGAUUAUGCGCUUUUGCCAAAGUUAUAUGGAUGAAUUAUAUCGAUAUUUGGGUCCAGAUCAGGAUUUACCUGCAGAAGACAUGGGGGUUGGUCCUCGGGAGAUGGGUUACCUCUUUGGACAAUAUAGACGUCUAGCCGGUCAUUUUCAGGGAAGUUUUACAGGGCCAAGGAUCUUCUGGUCUGGUUCUAGUCUUAGAACUGAAGCUACUGGCUAUGGACUGGUUUUUUUUGCCCAGAUUAUGCUUGCAGAAAUGAAUAAAGAACUGAAAGGAUUAAGGUGUGUUGUAAGUGGCUGUGGAAAGAUUGCAAUGCAUGUCUUGGAGAAGCUUCUUGCUUAUGGUGCUGUGCCCAUCACAGUAUCAGAUUCCAAGGGUUACUUAGUGGAUGAAGAUGGAUUUGAUUAUGUGAAGAUAUCACUUUUAAGGGACAUCAAAGCUCAUCAGAGAAGUUUGAGAGAUUAUUCAAAGACCUAUGCUCGAUCUAAGUACUAUGAUGAGGCAAAACCUUGGAAUGAAAGGUGUGAUGUUGCAUUUCCUUGUGCAGCACAAAAUGAAAUCGAUCAAUCUGAUGCUGUGAAUUUGGUUAAUUCAGGCUGUCGUAUACUAAUAGAAGGUUCAAAUAUGCCUUGUACCCCAGAAGCAAUUGAUGUGCUGAGGAAAGCUAAUGUUCUGGUUGCCCCAGCGAAGGCUGCUGGUGCUGGAGGGGUUGCUGCUGGAGAACUUGAAUUAAAUCAUGAAUGUAACUUGAUGCACUGGUCUCCUGAGGACUUUGAAACUAAAUUACAGGAUGUCAUGAAACAGACAUACCAGAAAGCCAUCAAAGCAGCAACAGACUUCGGGUAUCAGAAAGAAUCUCCUGAGGCUUUGGUGCAUGGUGCAACAAUUGCUGCUUUCCUAACACUUGCUCAAGGCAUGACCGAUCAAGGCUGUGUAUAGAAGCCAUGGAUAUUGUUCAAUCAAUGUGCAUGCUCGUCAAGAUGUGUGCAUGCUGCAUCUAUAACCAGAUAAUUGAGGACCAUCAGCUAUCAUUGGAUCCUUUGGCGUUUGUGUAUCUCAACUUUACAUGUAUUUUUUUUAUGGCUGAUGACAUGAAAGACUUGGCGGUGUACACGUGAAAGCUUCUUCCUCUGAUCCUCUUGUAACAUAAUUCUUCUGUUAUAUAAAAGUCUUAGAACUAAUUUGUGGAAUACAGGAAAAGUUAGUAGUGGCAGCAGCAAAGGAUCUUCAAAUUUCAUUGCUGGGAAGCUUUUGUAUUCUACCUCCACUAUGCACAUUGCAGCUUUGUGAAGAACCUGAAAAUGAUUGAAUUGAAAUAUGAUUUUUCUAGUAUCUAUGUCACCAUGUAGAGACCAUUACAUGGUGC
Molecule: messenger RNA, 3338 nt
Organism: Nelumbo nucifera (sacred lotus)
Lineage: Eukaryota; Viridiplantae; Streptophyta; Magnoliopsida; Proteales; Nelumbonaceae
Cellular component (GO): cytosol
Molecular function (GO): L-glutamate dehydrogenase (NADP+) activity
Source: RefSeq, a predicted model, not a curated record